This is a messenger RNA of Aureobasidium vineae, 771 nucleotides long. The record is from the annotation of a GenBank genome assembly. Lineage: Eukaryota; Fungi; Ascomycota; Dothideomycetes; Dothideales; Saccotheciaceae.
AUGCCUGGAUACAAACAUACCGGCCCCGUACCCUGCGAUGUCGAUUUUGACACUUCGACGCUUAAAGACAAAACUGCUAUUGUGACUGGUGACGACUUUAGCGUGAGCGUGUGUUUCGGUGACUUGGAUGUGAAAGGUGGGAAGAAACUCGAGGCUGAGCUGACUGGAACCAAAUUUGUCAAGUGCGAUACCACGAGCUGGAAAGACCAGGUUCAUCUCUUCGAUUCUGCAAAGACUUUCUCACCGACCAAAAAGAUCCACUAUGUCGUCGCCAAUGCAGGAAUCUCGAGAAAGGAUGAAGUGUUCGAAUACAAUGAAAACGGGCCCCAGGAACCAGACCUCAAGACUGUAGAUAAUGGGCAGACUCCCUCAAAGCAACAAGAAGACACUUGUCUUAUCUUGAUUGGGUCUGGUGCUGCAUUCUUGGAUGUGGCGCGCACACCACAAUAUGAAGCUACCAAGUGGGCUCUGACAACAAUCCUGACACUGGACCAGNNGUAUGUCAAGACCAAGAUUCUUUCGGAAGAAGCCUUUGAGCAUGUGAGGUCUAAAGGUGUCGAGUUCGCGACCGUGGAAGAUGCGGGCCUAUGUCUUUUAAGGAUACUGAGUGACCCGGAAGUCAAUGGCCAUUCAUUCUUUUUGUCGGCGAGAAAGUGGGCUAGUAAGGGAUACGUUGAUUUCGAUCUCGAGGAUUACGAGUAUGAGUUGUUGAAGGAGAUUCAGAAGGAUCAACUCAUAAGUGCACCGCCGAAAGAUGGGUUGUUCUUGUAA